Messenger RNA from Glossina fuscipes, 3233 nucleotides. RefSeq names its product SNF-related serine/threonine-protein kinase (gene Snrk). Gene Ontology annotation, cellular component: cytoplasm. Gene Ontology annotation, molecular function: ATP binding; protein serine/threonine kinase activity; tau-protein kinase activity. The transcript has 9 exons. Gene Ontology annotation, biological process: protein phosphorylation; microtubule cytoskeleton organization; intracellular signal transduction. Bases 519 to 3119 code for a protein of 866 amino acids. The record is from RefSeq and is a predicted model, not a curated record. NCBI's taxonomy places the organism in Eukaryota, Metazoa, Arthropoda, Insecta, Diptera, Glossinidae.
UUGAAAAGUAUAAAAUUUUUUAAUAAGAAGAUUGAAAAAAAUUCUGUGCAUUGAAAAGUUUUUAUAUGAAUCAUCAGUAUUUGGCAUAUUAAGUGGUUUUGUUUUAGAUUUUGGCAUUUAUAAGCACCGUGAUACUUACUUAGGGCCGCAGAAUCGAUUUUCACUUGUGAAGCAUGGGAUACACAGAUUUGUGCCAUUAAAAUCUUUAUACCCGCGAUGAUCUGAAUUCGCAUACAGUGUCUGUGUGGUUACUGGUUAAGGUGCCGUAAAGUGGGAUGCGAGUGGCAUUUGUGGAAUUGAAAAAAAAUUACAUUACUUAAACAAUUAAAAAAGAAAGAAUACUUGUAAGUGAUUCUUCUCCUGAGAAGAAGAAGAAGAAGAAGAAGGAAAAUUUUUUGUGUGUGUGUAUGUGUACAUGGAUAAAUAUAAAAACCUUGCGCAACGUACACGCUUAAAAAAUAAGUAAAUAAAUAGUACACAUACACACAAAAUUUACGCGUGUAAACGCAAGUAUUGAUAUGCAACAUCAGCAACAUACGAGGACAUUAGAAGCAUCAGCAGCUGCUCAUACGACUGGAGGGGCUUCGUACGAUGGACAAAUUGCUGGUUUAUAUGAUUUGGAGGAAACUUUGGGUUCCGGACAUUUCGCUGUAGUGAAAUUAGCUCGCCAUGUAUUUACUGGAGCUAAAGUUGCUGUUAAGGUAGUUGAUAAAACGAAAUUAGAUGAUGUUUCGAAAGCUCAUUUAUUUCAAGAAGUAAGGUGCAUGAAAUUAGUGCAGCAUCCAAAUGUGGUACGUCUGUAUGAAGUAAUCGAUACAAAAAACAAACUCUAUUUAGUACUAGAGCUGGGUGACGGUGGUGAUCUUUAUGAUUAUAUUAUGAAACACGAUGGUGGCUUAACAGAGAAUUUAGCGCGCAAAUAUUUUCGUCAAAUCUUGCGUGCCAUCACCUAUUGUCAUCAGCUGCAUGUGGUGCACAGAGAUUUGAAACCAGAAAAUGUGGUGUUUUUUGAAAAACUUGGCGUGGUAAAGUUAACCGAUUUUGGCUUUAGUAAUAAAUUUUCACCUGGACAGAAAUUACAAACUUUUUGCGGAAGUUUAGCUUAUUCGGCUCCCGAAAUUUUAUUGGGGGACUCCUAUGAUGCUCCGGCUGUUGACAUUUGGUCUUUGGGUGUUAUUUUAUACAUGCUUGUAUGUGGCAAUCCGCCUUUCGAAAAGGCGAAUGACUCUGAAACUUUAACAAUGAUAAUGGAUUGUAAAUAUACGGUGCCAACUCAGGUGUCACCCGAUUGUCGCCGCUUAAUAGGUUCGAUGCUGGUAAGAGAUCCCAAAAAACGUGCUACAAUCGAACAAAUUGCUGCCGAUCCAUGGGUUAAGGAAAAUGCUGAAAUUGACGACGCCGACUUUCUGCCAUUGGUUAAGCGUGAACAGAUUAGUGAAGAAGAUCACGCCUUCAUUGUCCAGAAAAUGAUUAAUGGCAACAUUGCCUCAAAGGAGGAAAUUCUUCAAGCAUUGGAUAAGGAUAAAUACAAUCAUAUAACGGCCACAUAUUUUUUAUUGGCUGAAAUACGCUUACGAAAAAGACGUGAAGAGCAGUUGAGGCAAAAUUCCCUCCUUUCUUUAGGCAAAAUGAAAAGCAACUUCAGUGCUGGUAUGGGAUCUGUGCAGGGGGCGGAUAUAGGCAAAACCGGUCAACCCGUGAAAGUGCCUAUUAAUAUUAUCUGCAGUCCAGAAAUUUUACAAAAUGAAUCAAGAAAUGACAAACGCAGCCGAAAAUGCAGCAUUGUUCGUGAAGAAGAUGAAGAAGAGUCUUCGCACGAAUUGUCUUGCGAGGGAAAUGAAUUGAAAGUGGCGAUAACGCGCCGUGAGUCAAUUUCAGACGGUCGUCUUCAUCGUUCAGUCCAGGAAAGAGCUUUAAAUAGCUCUAAGAAGUCAAAUAUAGAUGAUAUUGGUGCUGGUGGCGAUGUGCUGGAUACCAUUGAGACCCAGACAAAAAUGGUUGUAUCCGUUGACGCUACCCUGGCACAAAAGCUGAAUGAAAUGGAUAUUCAAAGCACUGAUAAAGUGGCAGAUUUAACAGCCACAAUAAAUAACUCGAAUCAAACUAUAAGUGAAUCUUUAGAGAUACAAGAUACUUUACGAGGCUUAGAAGAAUUGAAACUAAAGUCAAGUAAGAAUCCGGUGCUUACGCACCAUAGGCGUCACUCAAAGCUUAACAAGAUUCGUACACCAUCUUGUAGCAGUUCAGAGGCUUCAGAUGAAGAUACGAAGACUCGCAGUAAAAAGAAAAUACAUAAAUUCGUAGGUGAUACUCCCACAAGAUUUCGCGUCCAUCGUCGCGAUUCGCAUGAUGAUAGUAGUGACUCACAGGACCAGGGCUGUCCACCGUCCGACGCACAUGCAGGUCAUGAUGCAGCUAAUUUAAUAACGACAAAUUCCUCGAAUGUAACCGACAACAAAAAGGACGGACAAACUCAGAAUAAAUCGGAGGAUACGCGGCAUCAUAAAUCGUCAACGCAUUCUUAUGGUCAUAAUCACAAGUGCAAGAACAAACAGUCAAAAGAGGGUUCUACUGCUACCAAUGAUAAGCACUGUUCCCUAGCGGAGAAAGCAAUGCAACUGCAAGCUGUUAAUUUGAAUUCACGGCGGAGGCGAAUUCGAGAAAGCCAAUCAUUGGAUCGAAUAACGGAAGCACAAGAAUACGAUCUGUUGCGUCAUCGAUCGUCGUUUCCUUACGCUGAAACGCAGUGCAAUUACGAUCAACGCAUUUCUUUAUUCAAUCUACAUGCUUUUCCCGAAGCAAAAGAAGAAGAGUACGAUGACGAAGGAUCCGAAAACCAUUCUAACCAUACAGAACAGUUCCGUAAUUCGCUGAACAUUAUCAAAGAACACGGCAACACUCUUACAAUUAGGAGCACUGUCAAUAAUAAUAAUUCUUUGCAGCACAAUCACAGUACUGGCAAUAGCAUUUAUAAAUUGAAUUCCAUAGAGGAAAUUGACUUGAUAUUACAUGAGAAGAGCUUAACCAAGACCUUACAAACGACUAGCUCGAAAUGUUUUGUUACCAUUAAAAAAAUUCGUAAACUAGGCAAAUAUUUCCCCGUAGUAAAUUUUUCUUAAUAAAAACGCACUAAGUCAUCAUUAAAAAAAAAUAUAUAUAAUAGAAACACAAAAACUAAACAUAUAAGGCAUUGGUAUAACCUACACACAGAAAUAUAACUUAAAAAAAAAAAA